GGCAACAAAUCAUUUGGAGCCCAGUCAUCGGCACAAAUCGACGCAUCCCGGAACCGAAUCGCGUUGGGUGUUGGGCUCAGUUACAGAAUUAGAGAAGAUUUACAAGUUUGAUGUGUGAUCAUGAUUGCUAACUUAGUUCCCAGUGAGAGCUCGAACCUGGCGGCAGUCGAUUAUCAACUUCCAUUGGACAGUAUCGAUCGGCAUUUUUGGGGGAACCUUAAGUUUUCUAAGCAUCACAAGAAAUUUCCCUACGAGAUGUAUCCUCCGGUGAGUCCGUACUCUUCGCCUUAUGGUCCAAAUGUGGAAAGUGAUUACACUAGUAACCGACAUUCGUAUCAGCCUUAUGCUGCAGCCGAUAGUUCCGGACAUCACGGAUUAGCUACCAGCAUCGUCGGAAGCUACGAUCAUUAUGGCCAUUCAGAUGCCGGAGCUUACGAGUAUCAUCCGCCGGCAGUUCAUCACGCAGCUCCCCAGCACUAUCAUCACCAUGUCCAGCCGAUCUACAUCCACGAGCACAAGUCCGAACACAAGGAGAAGGAAAAGGAAAAGGAAAAGGAAAAGGAGGAGAAGGAGAAGGAGGAAGAGAAGGAAGAAAAAGAGGAAAAGAAAAAGAAGAAGGGUAAGGGAGCGGCCUUAUCCGCUCUAACUCUACUGGCGUUCCUGUACUUCCUGAACCUUCUGCAGACUUGUCUACGAGAGCAUAUGACCGCGAUCAACCCUACGAUUAUGGUGAUGACGGCAGGAGUAACCCGCCGAAAGGACUCCGGAGACAUUGUCCUGAGUGAUGGAAGUCCCCAAAACGAUGACACCAUCGGGCAGUACGACGUCCCGGGUGAGGAAGUGGAUGAGGAACCAGUUCCGGUGGUAACCAGUAGAAACCCUCCACAACAGCCAGCGGAAGUGAUCCAGGACGUCAACGGAAAUCGGUACUAUCUGUUAGCAUCCAGCCGUGGCAAUCAAUCGAUUCGGCAGCAGGGAGGAACCAGCUUUUUCGGGACGACUUCGCGGAACAAGAUCUAUAAAAUAGCGACCCCGGGAACUAGUAGUAGCAGCAGCAGCAACAGACCAUGGAAUCGUGGCAGUGAGUCAGAUAUCGUCUAUGAUCAGUACUGAUCAAAACGGUGAGAAAAAAAAAAGUGAGAAUCCUUGAAGAUGGUUCAGUUAGAUUUCGAAACGAUGUUAUUAACAUUUUUAA
Messenger RNA from Uranotaenia lowii, 1195 nucleotides. Its product is annotated as formin-C. The record is from RefSeq and is a predicted model, not a curated record. The transcript has 2 exons. Lineage: Eukaryota; Metazoa; Arthropoda; Insecta; Diptera; Culicidae. Bases 121 to 1113 code for a protein of 330 amino acids.